Messenger RNA from Cavenderia fasciculata, 2193 nucleotides. Its product is annotated as homeobox transcription factor. Bases 1 to 2193 code for a protein of 730 amino acids. NCBI's taxonomy places the organism in Eukaryota, Evosea, Eumycetozoa, Acytosteliales, Cavenderiaceae. The record is from RefSeq and is a predicted model, not a curated record. The transcript has 3 exons.
AUGCCAUUCAAGAGAAAUGUGAACGGCAUCGAAGAUGUAGGUGGAGGUGGUAAUGGUAGAUCUUUAGGAGGAAAUGAGACUGGUACUGGAACAAGAGUCGGAGUUGGAGUUGGAUUCGGAUUUCAACAACAACAACAACAAUCAUAUAAUCAAUUUCAACAACAACAGGAAAGUAGUAGUAGUAGCCAUCACCAUCAUAGAUUACUUAGAUCAGCAACCAAUUCAUCAAUCAAUUCAUUGUUACCAGCCAAACCAACACAAAUAAUGAAUUUCUAUAAUGAUCAAGGCGACGGAGACUAUGAUCCAUAUCACCAAGAUUUGAUCCAAUUACCAGAGUCUCCUGAUCGUAGAUCUGACUAUAAUAAUAAUAAUAACAACAACUAUAAUGAUACUUCUUCUUCAGCUGCAAUGAACGGAUUAUAUCCGGAUAUGGCUAAUUACGGCUCACUUCUUCCUUCUCAACCAACACAAAAUAAUUAUAACUCACCACUGAUUUCCAAAGGAUCAUCCAAUCAAUAUCACCAACAAGAUACAACAACAACAACCUACAAACAACAAACCAACUCUCCGACGUCAGCCCUUAUCAUGCCCAAUAUUAAAAAGUGUCUAUCCAACUCUUACAAUUCCCUCCAAAAGAUAUUCCAAACCUCGCCUACCCCAACAACAUCGUCCGAAAAAGAUAAUUUAUAUAUGUAUAGAAAUGAUGAUUCAAUAUUGAAUAAUAUGAUUCCAAGCUUAAAAACAACUACUACCACCACUCAAAUUACAACGACUACAACUACUCAAUAUAUAGGUGGUAAACAGCAGCAGGAUCCUUUCAGUGGUGGUGGUGGCAUAUCCGAAAAUAAUAAUAAUAAUAAUAAUAUUGGUCUAAGAAAAAGAAACAAAAUACAAAUUCCAAGUCAUAUGACUGGCCAUGAUGAUGAUGUUGAUAAUAAUGAUAAUGAUAAUAAUGAUCUACUAGAUGAUGAUCAAUAUCAUGAUGAUUUAAUGACAUAUUCUCAACAACAACAACAACAACAACAUCAACCAAUAAUGUACAGCAAUAAUAACAAUAACAAUAAUAAUAAUAUAUAUGAUAAUAAUAGUGAUAUGGAUGAUAAUAUAUCAUUACCAAGUUCAUCAUCAUUUUCACCAAUGGAUUCACCAGUAUCGACACCAAUAUCAGAUACAUUGUCAAUGUAUAGUAACCAUAGUAAUGGUGGAAUGUUGUCUGCAACAGCUACAACGGCAUCACUACUUUCUCCAACCUCUUCAUCGUCAACCCCACCUUCAACAGUGUCACCAACCUUUUUAAAGAAUGGAGUAGUUAGUUUCCCAUCACCAUGUUUUAAAACGAUCGUUCCUUCUCCAACUACUUCUACCUCUAGUACUACUACCACUUCAACGGUUCCCAACAACAACAACACUGUCAUUACUGCCACCACCUCUUCAUCAUCUUCAUCCUCUUCUUUAUCAUCUUCCACUUCUUCAACAAAUAAUAUUAUCAAUAAUAAUAUUAAUAAUAUUGCAGCAGUUAAUAUUGCAGCGAUUGCAGCAGCAGUUGUUACAGCAGCAGCAUCAAUAACAUCUACUACAACGCCAAUCGAUUUCCAUCACCGACCUGCUAUGGUUAACCAUCAUACACCAUCUCCUCCAACAACUACAACAAAUAAUAUGAAUAAUACAUAUUCAGCCUUUGCUUCACCCACCCCAUCAUCUAAUAUGGGGUUGCCUCCCAUCCCACCAAACGAAAAUAUCUUUGGACAUCCACCUCAACAGUCUGCAUGGGAGUAUCACACGACGAGAUUCGUUGCACUCUUUCACAACUUUUCCGCAGGAUGUGUACAGGGCCAAGCUGUGCAUUGGCUUUUGUUUCACCAUCUUUUCGUUUAUCCCGUCGUGGAUUAUCUUUUUCUGGUUGAGUGGAUUGCACGAGCCGGCCGUGAUGGCCGUGUUGGCCAUGCCCAUGUCGGGUACAUCACUGUGGGUGCUGACCCGCACGGGGUCGACUCACUACCCAGGCCACAUCCUCUGCAUCACACUGUGUUUUGCGUUGACAAUGAACAGCUACUAUACCGGUGGACACCAGUCUACGCUCAGACUGCUGAUGAGUACCGUGCCCAUCAUCUCUGCGUUGGUGUGUGGUCGUCGCGCGUCGGUUCAGUGGUCGAUGAUUGUGCUCUUUAUCCUCGUGUCCUUUUUCGUGUGUAA